Molecule: messenger RNA, 1435 nt
Organism: Myxocyprinus asiaticus (Chinese sucker)
Lineage: Eukaryota; Metazoa; Chordata; Actinopteri; Cypriniformes; Catostomidae
Product: peptidoglycan endopeptidase RipA-like
Exons: 4
Coding region: 965-1321 (118 amino acids)
Source: RefSeq, a predicted model, not a curated record
UUUCUUCCACUGUUAUCUGCCAGGAAUACAAAGAAACACUGAUGAUUAAUGAGAUGAUUGGCUUUAAAAAAAGUAAAAGAAAAUGUUUUCAAUUUUGAAACAGUACAGGGGAUAUACGACAAUGAACCAGCCUAAUAUAGCAUAAAAUAAACAAGUGAAUAAAUGAAUAAAAAUAAAGCACAAAAAAAGUUACAAUAUAAAACGAUAAAAUAAACACAUUUUAAAUUAUAAAAACAAAUAAUAAAUAAAUAAACACCUCCAGAUAACACACUUUUGAAAGUUACCUCUCCAACGAGUCAAUAAUUAUUUUAAAUAAAAGAGAUGUGAUCGUUGUUUGUAGUUGAAAGGGAGUAAUAAAAUAAUUUUAAAUCAAUAUAAAAAAGACUUGAGUUUGAUUUCGAAGCAAUAACCUUCCAUUUGUGUAUAUAACAUUUUUCACAAACGGUAAUCAGUUUUCUUUUAACACAUCAUCAUCAUCAUCAUCAUCAUCAUCAUCAUCAUCAUCAUCACGACAGAUGCUAAUACAGAAGUCAUCUGCAGGUGUCGCCAAACACAAUGAAUCAACCAACAGUUGAACUACAGUUGAUCAUCCUCAAGUUAGAUUACAUUUUGAAGGUGAUAAAACGGAUUAUCGGUUACUCAUAUCACCGUUUUGUUUGUUUAAGUUCUAUUUAAACAUAAAGUGUCUAUCUAAACAUCAAAAAAUCUCAAUAGAUCAGAAAGAGACAACAACAAACUUCACUACUGUUUUAGCAUUGCAAAUUAAACUGUGACCUGUAAAGUCAUCGCGAAUAAGGGCAGGUUUGCAUAUGACCACCGCUUAUACACACUCAAAUAGAUCUAAUGCUGUCUCUGUCAAGUGCACGUUAAAUUAGCGGAGUCUUCCUGCACUUGAAAUCGAUGUGCGCCGCUGGGCACGAGAACACUCGUCAAAGUGUUUGACUUCACUGUCACAGAGAACACAAUGGGAUGCGCUUCUAGCACUCAGACCACCACUCAAGACACAACUCGAGCCAGCACCAAACAAGAUGGGAGCACAUCUGGCAAUGAAAAUGGUGGUCUUGCAGCAGACACCGAUCUUGAUUUUACAGAGGGAGUUCAGAGUUCUGCGGCUGCUACAGCUCACAGUGAGCCAGGAGCAGCUCCGGCUGAUGCCCCAGCAGAAGCAGCUGCUGACCAGCCUGCAGAAUCUGAACCCAACCCCUCCACAACAGCCGAAAGUACUGAAGAAUCUGCACCAGCACCAAGUGAAAACACAACUGAGGGCCAAGCAGAUUCCUCCCCUCCGGAGGAAGCAACAGCUACUGGUGAAGACAGUUAAGUGUGCAUCGGUUGCCAGAGUUUCAGCAGAAUCCAGAUUGGAACACAUAUUUCCAGCACAAUCAGGAUUUCACUUGAGAUGUUUAAAACUACAGUGAAACAGUAGUUUCUUUAG